Messenger RNA from Saprolegnia diclina VS20, 874 nucleotides. RefSeq names its product maleylacetoacetate isomerase. NCBI's taxonomy places the organism in Eukaryota, Oomycota, Saprolegniomycetes, Saprolegniales, Saprolegniaceae. Gene Ontology annotation, biological process: glutathione metabolic process; L-phenylalanine catabolic process. Gene Ontology annotation, molecular function: maleylacetoacetate isomerase activity; glutathione transferase activity. Gene Ontology annotation, cellular component: cytoplasm. The record is from RefSeq and is a predicted model, not a curated record. The coding region runs from base 50 to 712 and encodes 220 amino acids. The transcript has 2 exons.
CACGAAUCACCGACGACAUUUGACAUCAGUUUGCAUUUGGACGGCUAGUAUGCAAGACAGCGACGCUCCUAAACCCAUUUUGUUUUCGUACUGGCGCAGCAGCUGCUCGUUCCGCGUGCGCAUAGCGCUCGCGCUCAAGCACAUAGCGUACGAGUACCGUGGCAUCGGCGACGACCUUGACUCGGCGGCGUACGUGGCACUCAACCCGAGCAAGAAAGUACCGACGUUGUGCAUCGACGACGUUAUCCUGACGCAGUCGAUGGCAAUCUUGGAGUACCUCGACGAGACGCGCCCGACGAUCGCGUCGCUGCUGCCACCCGACGUGACGCUUCGGGCCAAAAUCCGCGCCUUUUGCCUCAUCAUCGUCGCCGACAUGCAGCCGCUUCAAAACGGUGCGGUCCUCGAGGAAAUCGAAGCGCUUGCAACCGACGACAAUGACGCCAGCAUGACAUGGGCAACGCACUGGAUGCACCGCGGCUUUCAAGCGCUCGAGCGCAUUUUGGCGACCACUGCGGGGACCUACUGCUUUGGGGAAUCGGUCUCGCUCGCCGACGUUGUCCUUUACCCGCAAGUGUUUAACGCCCGGUUUUAUGCAAUCGACCUCGACGGAUAUCCGAAUAUUCAGCGCGUGGCCGCGACGCUCGCCACGCUUCCGGCUUUUCAAGAGGCGGAUCCGUACAAAAUGCCCGACGCGCCAACGCAACAAGCAUAAUGUCAUGUGUAACGUGGACACAUUGCCUUCCGCCGUCGCAUCGUCUUUGUGGUUCGAUUGUUGGAUUUGAGAACUAGGAUAAUGGAUGGUCGACUUGUCAACCUGACAUUCGAGGAUGUUGUAGCACUUGGCCUCACCACAGCGUGUAAAACGAUCUUAAAU